GAGCAGGGUAGUGUCCUAAGCUGGGAGAAUGGGAUGGAGCCUCCACCUCGUGAAGUAGCUUCCUUUGGAGGUGGCUAUGGCAGGUCUUCGGAGAGUGGAACUUUUGCUGUUCUCUCAAGCUAUGAAGAGCUUCCUGUGUUAACAUGCCUAAGGGGAAGCUGUAUGUUAAAAACCACCAACGGUUAAGCCCAAGCCAGCUGGGGUCUUCUGCUGUUUCUUCCAGUAUUGCGGGGAGACCCAUGAGAAUUCUCAGUGUUUUUCGAAGUCCUUGGCUUCCAGAAACAAGAAGCUGAGCAUCAGGUUCUCAUUUAAGGCAGAGCUUGGAAAAACGAGAAACAUCAAAAGUCGUAAGAGGAAUAUGCUUUUAAGGCUAUUAACCAGGGUGGCCUUACAUCAGUAGCUGUCAGAGGGAAAGACUGUGCAGUAAUUGUCACACAGAAGAAAGUACCUGACAAAUUAUUGGAUUCCAGCACAGUGACUCACUUAUUCAAGAUAACUGAAAACAUUGGUUGUGUGAUGACCGGAAUGACAGCUGACAGCAGAUCCCAGGUACAGAGGGCACGCUAUGAGGCAGCUAACUGGAAAUACAAGUAUGGCUAUGAGAUUCCUGUGGACAUGCUGUGUAAAAGAAUUGCCGAUAUUUCUCAGGUCUACACACAGAAUGCUGAAAUGAGGCCUCUUGGUUGUUGUAUGAUUUUAAUUGGUAUAGAUGAAGAGCAAGGCCCUCAGGUAUAUAAGUGUGAUCCUGCAGGUUACUACUGUGGGUUUAAAGCCACUGCAGCAGGAGUUAAACAAACUGAGUCAACCAGCUUCCUUGAAAAAAAAGUGAAGAAGAAAUUUGACUGGACAUUUGAACAGACAGUGGAAACUGCAAUUACAUGCCUGUCUACUGUUCUAUCAAUUGAUUUCAAACCUUCAGAAAUAGAAGUUGGAGUAGUGACAGUUGAAAAUCCUAAAUUCAGGAUUCUUACAGAAGCAGAGAUUGAUGCUCACCUUGUUGCUCUAGCAGAGAGAGACUAAACAUUGUCGUUAGUUUACCAGAUCCGUGAUGCCACUUACCUGUGUGUUUGGUAACAACAAACCAACAUUAUGGAGGUCCCUGGAUUGAAAAAGGAACCUCUCCCACUCCUCCUGCCACUGAAGUGGUUAGGACUCUAUAUAAAUAAAAACAACGCUUUUGGAAAAUAA
Messenger RNA from Macaca mulatta (Rhesus monkey), 1188 nucleotides. Lineage: Eukaryota; Metazoa; Chordata; Mammalia; Primates; Cercopithecidae. The record is from RefSeq and is a predicted model, not a curated record.